AUGAUGAUCUCAAAUUUGGUCAAUUGUGGUACAAAAUGGUCAGCAGAUGCACCAAAGAGUCAAUAUCAACUCAGUCCUGAUUUCAAGAUUUGUUCAGACAAAGUCACUCGAAAGUAUGAAUUUGUGAUCACAAACACAACGGCUGCACCAGACGGAUUCCUAAGGACCGUCUUGGCUAUCAAUAAUCAAAUUCCAGGUCCUUUAAUUGAGGUCAACGAAGGAGAUUCACUAGAAGUCACUGUCGUGAAUCACUCUGGAGGACCACUGACUAUACAUUGGCAUGGUCUUUAUCAGAAUGGUACAAAUUGGGAAGAUGGACCUACAGGUAUUACUCAAUGUCCAAUUGCAGCUGGUAUAUCCUAUACCUACAAGUUUACUGUUGACAACCAGUUCGGAACAUUUUGGUAUCACGCACACGCUCUAAAUACAAUGGCAGAUGGAAUCCAUGGACCACUUAUUGUUCAUUCCACAAGAGAUCCAUUAGUGCGAGGUAUUGAUUUUGAUGAAGAGGCAGUUCUAGUCUUGGCAGAUUGGUACCACAAUACUUCAGCCCAAAUCAUUCACGAUAUGUUUUACACCGAUAAAGGUUACUUUGGUACACCUGGUACACCUAGUCCCAAUUCAGUUGUCAUGAAUGGGGUAGGUGAAUGGGAUUGUAAAUAUGCGACUACGCAACAAUUUUGCAAACCGACCACAGUCUUACCCGAGUUCAGUGUGGCAGCUGGAAAUAAAAUUAGAUUUAGACUUAUCAAUUCUGGAUCUCAUUCUAUGCUCUUCUUUUCGGCUGAUGAACAUGCACUUAAUGUGACUGAAGCUGAUGCUACUCCCGUACAUGGUCCUUCAAAGGUUCAUCGUCUUAAGUUUCAUAACGGGCAAAGAUAUUCUGUUAUUGUCACCAUUGAUUCAAAAGAAGCUGGUAACAGCUUUUACAUACGUGCUUCAGCCGAUACAGAUUGUUGGGCAUGGGUAUCAGCAGAUUUACAAACCACAGCUAGAGGUAUUGUUAGAGUCGCUAAACCUGGUAAAACAUUAUCGUCGAAAGACAAGCAAGUUAGACCAAAUUCAAAGGAUUGGUCAGAUCCUGCCAACGGACCUUGUGUUGAUCUUGAUCCAGAUUUGCUAUCUCCAAUCAUACCUCAAGAAGUACCUACCACUGUUGCUGGAUCUGGCCAAUUUGCGAAUGCCUUUGGUUUUGUCUCAGUUCUCGAAGGCGAAAAAGUGGCUAAUCCACCACCACCACCAUCACCACCUAGCGGUACCGGAAACCCUCGAAACACUGGAAUCACUAGAAACACUACAGGAGCAUCCAAGGCACUCGGUUCUGAUUCUGAAAUAUCUUUAGGGGCAUCUUUAUCGACUUCUGAUAUACCUAUCAUUCUUAAACGACAAAUCUCAACUGGUGUGGAUAGUGCUUCCAUUCCAGCUGGCACUGCUGCUUUGCCACCCAACUUCACUGUCAUUCCUGGUCUUCCUACUAUUCCACGUGAAGCAAGAGGUGCUUUCUUUGUGAACAAUGUCACUUGGGCAACAUAUCCUUAUCAACCUAUCAUGCAUGAUCUUGCACCAGGAGGUGUAGGAAAGGUUAACAGUGACAGAGUGGCAAAUGUAGUAUAUCCUACUGAAGAUUGGUAUGAUUUAUAUCUUGUCAACAUGGAUCCAGCUUUGGCCCAUGCUUAUCACUUGCAUGGAAUGGAUAUGCAUAUAGUUGCAAUUGGACAAGGUCAACCUACACCAGAAAGCUUGGCUAAAUUAGAUUAUAAUACUAAGAAUCCAUUAAGAAGGGAUACUAUUGCAAUUGCAGCUGGUACAUUUGUGGUAGCUAGAUUAUUCACUGAUCUUCCUGGAGUUUGGGCUAUGCAUUGUCAUUUUGGGUGGCAUUUGGCCAUUGGAUUUGCUGGAGUUGUGGUAGUACAACCUGAUAAAAUUGCAAAAUUCAAAAUACCAGAUGAAAAUUUAGCACUUUGUUCUCAUGGUCAAGCAAAUGAACGUGAACCUGGUCGUCGUAAAAGAUCAAUCAUCACAGAAUUCAGAUGA
Messenger RNA from Melampsora larici-populina 98AG31, 2034 nucleotides. RefSeq names its product multi-copper-oxidase laccase-like protein. The coding region runs from base 1 to 2034 and encodes 677 amino acids. The record is from RefSeq and is a predicted model, not a curated record. The transcript has 19 exons. Lineage: Eukaryota; Fungi; Basidiomycota; Pucciniomycetes; Pucciniales; Melampsoraceae. Gene Ontology annotation, molecular function: copper ion binding; oxidoreductase activity.